This is a messenger RNA of Phytophthora sojae, 1293 nucleotides long. RefSeq lists its product as hypothetical. Gene Ontology annotation, molecular function: hydrolase activity. The coding region runs from base 1 to 1293 and encodes 430 amino acids. Lineage: Eukaryota; Oomycota; Peronosporomycetes; Peronosporales; Peronosporaceae. The transcript has a single exon. The record is from RefSeq and is a predicted model, not a curated record.
AUGCUCGCAAGUGUCGGUCGACUGCAGUCGCCGUUGCCCUGGGCGUUGACGGCUGCGCUGUUGCUGGCGUGGUCGGAUCCGCAUCGUCGCUUCCUGCUCGGCGGCGUCAGUGGCGCGGUCGUGCUCAAGGUGCUGCACAUUGCGAUGCGGGGGCUGUGCAACAACCCACUGGAGGGCGUCUACCUGCUCGGUAGUCUGCUCUACGCCUUCGGCAAGACGGUGGUGCAGUACAUGGCUCGGGGUUUCAAACCCAUUUUCCCGCAGUGGACACUGCGCUUCGAGCUGUUCCGCGUCUUCAUUCGCGUGGGCAUGGAAUUGCAUGGUGAGCGCGUGCUCGGAGACGAGAGCUAUGCGGCCAUCGUGCGUGAACAAAGCGAGUGGUUCGGCACCUUUUGGGGUCGCCGGGCUUGUCGUAAGGCUGGAAAACGCUACCAGCCCGUCAAGAUCAACGACCUUGAGCAUAUCUGGCUUCGGUCGCAGGCACCACGGAAGCCCAACACUCAGAGACUCGUGGUGAUGUACGCGCAUGGGGGCGGCUUCGCCAUCAUGAGUCCGAGGCUGUACAUCCACUUCAGCAACGCCCUGUGCACCUUCGUCGAGAAGGAGCUCGUUCGUCAACUCGGCCCCGAGGCUGCGAGCAAAGUGCAUGUGGAAAUCUUCCUGGCCAACUACCGCAAGGUACCCAAGUACAGCUACCCGACCCAGCCACUGGACAUUGUCAAGGUCUACGAACACUUGCUGUACCACGAAAACCUGGACCCCUCCCAAGUUGUGCUGGCCGGUGACAGUGCCGGCGCCGGGCUGAUCAUGUCGGCCAUGCUGAGAGAGCGUCGCAACAAGCCCCACCUCUUACCGCUCUGUGCCGCGCUGGUCUGUCCGUUCGUGGAUUUAGCUGGAGACGAACGUCCGUCGCCCAACUGCAUCCUGACCCAGGAAUGCUGCAACGCCGUGCUCAAGGCCUAUCACCCGGAGCACGACGACCAGAGUAAAUGGGGAGAUGCCUCCUCCGUCCACUGCGACCUGCGCAACCUGCCGCCCGUGUUCCUGCAGACCGGAGACCUCGACAGCAUCCACCAGCACGCGGUGCGCUUGAUGGCCAAGGCCAAGGCGGACGGCGUCACCAACUGGGAGUACGACCUACACGAGACCAUGUCGCACGUGUUCCCCAUUUUCCCGGCCUGGUUCCUGCCGCACGCCGACGUGGCCAUCGAAAGGAUGGCGGCGUUCAUCGUCCGACAAGUGCAGCCGACGCCCAAGACCAGCGGCUUCAGCCCCGCCGCUAUGGCCGCCUAA